Messenger RNA from Olea europaea var. sylvestris, 2808 nucleotides. RefSeq lists its product as uncharacterized. NCBI's taxonomy places the organism in Eukaryota, Viridiplantae, Streptophyta, Magnoliopsida, Lamiales, Oleaceae. Bases 249 to 2459 code for a protein of 736 amino acids. The transcript is spliced from 2 exons. The record is from RefSeq and is a predicted model, not a curated record.
UUGAUAUGGCUGUGACGUAAAGCCAUUGGUUUCCGUGUUUGUGUUCAAAGAAAACCCACAAACCAAGAACAGAGAGAAACUGAAAAUACAAAACAAAACAAACGGCUCAAAGAACAAGUUGACUUUGAGAUCUGUUAUGCUGUUCUAUAUACAUGCAUGAAUAUCUGCUUCUGUAUCUAUAUAUCUGUAUAUUUAACUACAGGUUUUGUGCUUCUUGAACUGUGGUUUAGGUGGUGAAAGCUGCAAAAAUGGUUGGAGGUAGCAAAUGGAGUAAAGCGAAGAUGGCUCUUGGAUUGAAGCUAAAUAUGUGUCUUUAUGUCCCAAGAACCAUAGAGGACGCGCCAGUGGUGGCAUCACCGUCACCCCCGCCGCCGCAGCCUUCAGCUAGGAGGUUCUCGGAUGCAGUAUCUUUGUCUCCAACUCCGCCGCGAAAUUCUGAUUACGACCGGGUUCAAAUGCCGACCACUCCGACGCCAUCUUCCUCCGGCCUCCUCUUGCCUAAACACUCCUCUAAAUCUUCCAAGAAAACCUGUGCAAUAUGCUUGGCGUCCAUGAAACCUGGCCAUGGCCAUGCCAUUUUCACUGCAGAAUGCUCUCACACAUUUCAUUUCCAUUGUAUUACUUCUAAUGUAAAACAUGGAAAGCAAAGUUGUCCUGUUUGCCGAGUGAAUUGGAAAGAAAUCCCUUUUCAGAGUCCUACCACCAAUAUAUCUCAGGGGAGAGUGAGAAGGAAUCAUGCUUCUUGUCCUCAAAAUGAUGCUUGGACGACCGAUCAAAGACUACUCCCCCCUCCACGGGUGGACAUCAAUCGGCACUUUUCUUCCAUUUUUCACACUACGGAACCUGACAUCUUCGACGAUGAUGAACUUACUAAUGACCAACCUUCUGUCACUGACAAAACCUCAACCAGUAAUGACUUGACUAUUGGACAUUCUACUGGACUGAUAGAGGUUAAAACGUACCCUGAAUUUUCAGCUGUUCCAAAAUCAGUGUGCCAUAGUAAUUUCACUGUUUUAAUUCAUCUCAAAGCUCCAGUUAGUUAUGGAUUACAACAUUCUGGAAUAUGUGAGGGUGGCUUGCCAUUAGCAUCUCACACUUGUCGUGCUCCAGUUGAUCUUGUGACCUUGCUUGAUGUCAGUGGCAGCAUGGCAGGUACGAAGCUUGCUUUGCUUAAACGAGCAAUGGGGUUUGUGAUUCAAAAUCUAGGGCCUUCCGACAGGCUUUCAGUGAUCGCCUUCUCCUCCACUGCUCGUCGUCUCUUUCCUCUUUGUAAAAUGACCGGCAAUGGAAGGCUUGAAGCAUUACACGCUGUUAAUUCUCUAAGUGCGAGUGGCGGGACAAACAUUGCCCAGGGCCUUAGAAAGGCUGAAAAGGUGAUGACCGAACGCAAGUGGAGAAAUCCUGUUAGCAGUAUUAUACUGUUCUCUGAUGGGCAAGACACUUAUACUGUUAUCAGGCCUAAUGACGGCAAUACUUGUACUGCUAAUUCGUCGCUACUCCCAGUUUCUAUGCAUCUGAAUGAUGCUUCAAGUCUCCACAUUCCCGUACAUGCAUUUGGAUUUGGUGCAGAUCAUGAUGCAGUCUCAAUGCAUUCUAUCUCAGAAUCUUCGGGGGGGACAUUUUCUUUUAUAGAGGCGGAGAGUGUAAUUCAAGAUGCUUUUGCACAAUGCAUUGGGGGGCUUUUGAGUGUUGUUGUACAGGAAUUACAUGUGGAAGUUGAGUGCAUUAACCCCAUGUUGCAUCUCAGUUCAAUAAAAUCAGGAAGCUACAAGAACAGCUUAGCAUCGGAUGAAAGAAAGGGCAUUAUUGAAGUUGGAGAUCUAUAUGCUGAAGAAGAAAGAGAUUUUCUUGUAACACUGGAUAUUCCAGUCAAUGGAUCAAAUGAUGAGAUGUCACUGCUAAAGAUUAGAUGUAUUUACAAGGAUCCCAUUUCCAAAGUUCUGGUAACUCUAAAUGCUGCAAAUGACGUCAAAAUUCAAAGGCCAAUCGUAACUGGAACAAUAGCAAUUUCCAUGGAAGUGGACAAGCAGCGGAACAGGCUCCAAUCUGCAGAAGCCAUAGCAGAAGCUAGGGUUGCUGCUGAACGUGGUGAUUUAGCUUCUGCUGUGUCUGUCCUAGAGAAUUGUCGUAGAAAAUUAUCAGAAACUGUAUCAGCACAAGCCGGUGACAGAUUGUGUGUCUUGUUGGAUGCUGAAUUACGGGAAAUGCAAGAGAGAAUGACCAACCUCCAUGUUUAUGAAACGUCUGGAAGGGCUUAUGUUUUAUCAGGGUUGAGCUCACAUUCUUGGCAGAGAGCUACUGCACGCGGUGAUUCAACGCACAGUAUGAGCCAGGCUUAUCUUACUCCUUCCAUGGUUGACAUGGUAAACCAAUCGCAGACUAUGUUGUUUGGGGGUCCAUCUCCUCGAUCUCCAACGAGGCCAACGCAGUCUUUCCCUGCACGACCACAGCCAAGGUGAUUGCUAGGCUUGCCUAUGCAAAAUUUCCUCCAAGGUCCACCUAGUAGUACAUCAUUUUGUCGCAUACUUAUUUAUUUCUAUUUUCCUUUUUCCUGGACAACUUAAAAUUGAGAAGGUUCACAGAAGAUUCUGAAUUCAGGGGUGUGUUUCAACUUCAAAUGUAAAUGAGUAACAAUAGGGAGGGGUAAAAAGGUUUUAAGAAUAUGUCGAAAUGAUAUUGUAACUUGGGUAUAAAGAGAAGUGAGUUUUUUUUCUUUGAGAGCACAUGGGGGUAUAGCCUUGUAAUUGUGGGGAUACUGUGUUACUUUUGAACUCUAUAUAUGCAAGUACUGUGAUUUGAUUCUUUUAA